This is a messenger RNA of Effrenium voratum, 777 nucleotides long. The record is from the annotation of a GenBank genome assembly. Lineage: Eukaryota; Dinophyceae; Suessiales; Symbiodiniaceae.
CAUAUGGCAAGGUAGCACGCCAACUUCCCACCAUGGCGCAGCUCCCGAGUCACCUGGCCUCGCUUCUGCGGCACAGGGCCAGCGAGCCGCAUGCCGUGGCGUUUGGUGCGGCGGUCUCUCCCGGCCGAGUGGCGCGGCGCCGCGCGGCGCGCGCCAAGAAGCGGGAGGCCGCCAAGGCGGCCAAGGCCGAGGCCGCGGAGGCCAAGGCGGCGAAGGCGGCGGAGGCAAAGGCGGAGGCAAAGGCGGAGGCAAAGGCGGAGGCAAAGGCGGAGGCAAAGGCGGAGGCGACGCCGGAGGCGUCCGACCCGCACACGAAAGCAAAGAAAGUAAAGAAGGUAAAGAAAGUGAAAGAGAAGCUGAAGCCAUGCAAAACGCCAAAGAAGCGACAUGAGAAGGCGACGACCAUUUUCGAUGCUGAGGGUGCAGUCCGUGAUGAGGCGCUCAUGCGAGAUUUGGAGCAAAAGCUGGGCAUUGCGGGCGAUGUGAAGCGACGACGACGGGAAGAGCGAAUGAUGUUUGAAGACUUGUUUGAGGGGGGUGAUUUGGGGAUCGAGGAGUUGCCAUCCUCUGAUGAUGAGAGCGCUGGUUCCUCCACACAAGCUGCAGCAAAGCAAAAGCCCCAAGAUGCCGAGAACAACAUUGUCGGCCUUCUUGACACCAUCUUGGGAAGCGGCACAACCCGAUCUACCACCAAAAGGACCACGAAAGUGAAGGCAAGUGGAGCAAAGAAAAAGCCGAAGCUGUAGACUUCACAUCUUUCCGCCUUGGAUAGAAAAA